UGUGGACAAUACAACUGGCAAGAUGUCAAAAGUGGAAAUAGUGAUUCUUCUACUGUUGCACGCCCUAAUUAGCGAGGGUAAGCCCUUGCCCGCAGGUGUCUACGACCCAGAAGAGGCUGGUGGAUUUGUAGAAGGCGACAUGAUGUUGACGACGGAGCAGAAAAAUACUCUUUCUUUUGGCCCCAAGGCUAGGAAUGGGCUUAUAAAUACAGAGAAGCGGUGGCCUCAGAAUGUAGUGGUCUAUAGAAUAUCCAACGACUUUGAUAACUUGCACAAAAAGGCCAUCGAAACUGCCAUUGAAACGUUGGAGCGAAACACCUGUAUAAUAUUCCGAGAGGCCACGGACGACGACGCCGCGUAUCUCACGGUAACUGCAAAUACUGGAGGUUGUUACACUGCAGUUGGUUAUCGUGGAGAGCCGCAGGAAAUGAACCUGGAAAUAUAUCCUGUGGGAGAAGGAUGCUUCAGGCCCGGAACCAUCCUGCACGAAUUCAUGCACGCCCUGGGAUUCUACCAUCAGCAAAGCUCCGCCAUACGGGACGGAUUCGUCAACGUGGUCUACGAAAACAUAGUGCCAGGCAAGGAGUUCAACUUUGAAAAGUAUUCAGACUCAGUAGUGACAGACUUCGAUCUGGGGUACGACUACGACAGCUGCCUACACUACAGGCCGGGCGCAUUCUCUAUAAACGGCGAGGACACCAUAGUUCCUUUGGACUCAAGCGCGCAAAUUGGACAACGUUUGGGUCUCAGUUCCAAGGACAUAGACAAGAUCAACAUCAUGUACAAGUGCCCGAUUUUGGUGUGAUUUGAGAAAUAUGGGUUUUCUGUACCUGUGAUAUGUUUAAACUAAUUACAUGUAUAAAUUAUUUACCGACUGGAGCGAUUAGAUCAGUUUUUUAGAUCCAAGCUGUCACUGUCGGAGGUGCAUGUUCUAUAUAUUUAUAAAAGCGUAAAUUAAAGCAACUUACUUCUUUAUGACUCUUA
Molecule: messenger RNA, 984 nt
Organism: Drosophila bipectinata
Lineage: Eukaryota; Metazoa; Arthropoda; Insecta; Diptera; Drosophilidae
Product: seminal metalloprotease 1
Biological process (GO): proteolysis
Molecular function (GO): metalloendopeptidase activity; zinc ion binding
Source: RefSeq, a predicted model, not a curated record